GUUUUUACAGUUCAGAAAAACACAAGGUUAUGAUAACCAACAUUAGGACAGUUACUUGAUGUGUUGGAUUGUUGGAUAACUAUUUAUUUAUAAGGUGAUGUGUCAAAAAAGUCUUGGUCUAGUGUAUGCCUUCAGCAUAUUCUCUUUAGUGGUGGCCACAGUGUUACCCCAGCCUGCCACAACCAUUCUCUGUGAAACAAGAUGCGAGUCAUCCACUCCAAACUUAGGUCGACUUAAGCAACUAUGGCACAGAAUGUCAAAACGAAUAGGAAAAGAUGAUAUGUCGUUUGCAGCAUUCGUCCAGUCUUUAAUUGCCGCCUCGGAGAGAUACAGUCGACUAGAACCAGUAGGAAAUUAUCUGAUAACUAUGAUUGACAGAUACCAGGAUUGUGUGAGAGCUUGUGAACAUCAACACAGCAAACGAGCUGACGAACGAACCUCAGAUUCUUUUAUCAGAAAACAAAUUUGUAUUUCUCAUGGCUUUUGCUUAUGACAAGGAAUAUUUGGAUUCCGCGUACAAGGCUUCUGUGAAGUGUGAACUUGGAUCAGACCAAAGAAAAUGAAAACAGAUUUUUUUUUCUAUUUUCAAGCAGAAACGUUUAGACUUGUAUUCAAAUCACAAAAAUAGAAUAAUGACAUCCAUUUUGCAUACUUACCAUACAAAAAAUAGAAUAAGCGAAAACUUUUUCUAAUUGAAUAUUAAGAUAUAUUAAUACGCUGCAAAGGGAUGAAACAUUGUUAUGAAAUUGUGUUUUGUAAAAAAAAAAAAAAGAAUGAAUGUUUAAAAAUAGCUUAUAUGAACGAA
Messenger RNA from Saccostrea echinata, 805 nucleotides. RefSeq lists its product as uncharacterized. Bases 98 to 493 code for a protein of 131 amino acids. The record is from RefSeq and is a predicted model, not a curated record. The transcript has 4 exons. NCBI's taxonomy places the organism in Eukaryota, Metazoa, Mollusca, Bivalvia, Ostreida, Ostreidae.